AUGGGUUGGUUUUGGGCAGACUCGCAGCCAAAGGUGCCUGUGGCACCGCACCCAACAGCUCCUGGGGCCGCUAUUCCCCCCGGAUGCCCAAUGCACGAGUCACAACAGUCGAAACCCUCACUGCCCGCCGCCGCGCCUGUGCCCGAGAAGACCGAAAUACCCAGCAGCUGUCCUAUGAAGAAAUCCGCCGAUUCCCCAUUCUAUUCCGCGCCCAACUCAUCCACCCCGGAAACUCCGCAAUCUGCACCUCCGGCGGCGCCGCAGAAAUCAACAUCCACUUUAUCCAAACUCAACCCGCUGAACUACAUGUUCGCCUCUAUCUCGCAAGAACGCGCUCCGAACCAGACCGUCGACUUGGGCGUUGAUCGUGAGGUCUCUUCCAUCCCGCGUGGUGACGCGGAGGGAAAUCGGAGUAUCCCUCCGCGCAGCAGAUGUCAUACCGAUACGCCCCAGGACGCGGUUGAGUCUAUGGUUGCUGUGCACAAUUUCCUGAACGAGGGCGCUUGGGAUGAGAUUAUUGGGUGGGAGCGUACGUUCGCUAAGGGUCUCGGGGCUGGAUGGGACCGGUGCCGUCGCGGCGAGGAGAACCUCGCUUUCAACCUUAUGAAGGAGGAUGCGUUGGGUCAGGUUGAUGAAUCUACUGAACCCCGUUUGAUUCGAUUCCAGGGUCGGCCGCAGGAAUUGAGUCCUAAGGCUCAGUUCUACCAGCUUCUGGGCCGGGUUUAUCCGUCAAUGUUUGAGACAAGCCCUCCUUUCGACCGUCAUGACUGGUUCGUGCAGCGUCGCACGCCAUCCGGUUCGAAGGAAGUUCGUUACGUGAUCGAUUACUACUCCGCACCCCCCGAGCCUAACGGCGAACCGGUCUUCUACCUUGACAUUCGUCCUGCACUGGACACCCCCACUGCUGCUGUUGAACGGCUCAUGAGAUGGGGCGGUGAUGUUUGGUGGAAGGCUAGUGGAGGUGUUGUGAGAGAACCCGGCCAUGCUCACCCUCAGGCAUGA
This is a messenger RNA of Penicillium cosmopolitanum, 1002 nucleotides long. RefSeq names its product holocytochrome c synthase CYC3. The record is from RefSeq and is a predicted model, not a curated record. NCBI's taxonomy places the organism in Eukaryota, Fungi, Ascomycota, Eurotiomycetes, Eurotiales, Aspergillaceae. Bases 1 to 1002 code for a protein of 333 amino acids. Gene Ontology annotation, cellular component: mitochondrion. Gene Ontology annotation, biological process: cytochrome c-heme linkage. Gene Ontology annotation, molecular function: holocytochrome-c synthase activity. The transcript is spliced from 4 exons.